This is a messenger RNA of Colletotrichum acutatum, 2334 nucleotides long. RefSeq names its product C6 zinc finger protein. Lineage: Eukaryota; Fungi; Ascomycota; Sordariomycetes; Glomerellales; Glomerellaceae. Gene Ontology annotation, biological process: regulation of DNA-templated transcription. Gene Ontology annotation, molecular function: DNA-binding transcription factor activity, RNA polymerase II-specific; zinc ion binding. The coding region runs from base 1 to 1899 and encodes 632 amino acids. The record is from RefSeq and is a predicted model, not a curated record. The transcript is spliced from 3 exons.
AUGAGCACGCCAGAUGACCCGCAAAUCAAAGACUCAGCAAGCACGCCGCCGGCGUCAUUGCAGGUCCCCUCAGGCCGGAAGGGCACCAAGAAAGUUCGGACUGGAUGUGUGACCUGCAAGAUCCGAAAAGUCAAAUGCGACGAGACGAAACCCGCAUGUCUUCGCUGCACCAAGACAGGCCGGAAAUGCGACGGCUAUCUACCCUCUCCCGGUUCCGACGACAGCAUUUCUCGCUUGAGCCCGGCAGUCUCAGCCUUUGCCGACUGGGCCGGCGGCUCUAGAGAGCAGCGCGCGUUUGACUUCUAUCGCAACUUUUCCGCCCCAUCCAUAUUUAGCGACGGAGUCGCCUCGACUCUGUGGAAGAAAUUGGUACCGCACUUUUGUCACGCCGAGCCCGCCAUUCGCCAUGCCGUCCUCGCCAUCAGCAGUCUCCAUGAAACACUCGCGCUACCUUCAAAUUCGGAUCCAAUUACUGAAGAAGCAAACAACCCUCGUGUGCUUACCAACACUUUUGCAGCGGAGCAAUACGGCAAGGCCUUGAAGUGCCUUCAGGAGUGGAAACCGACAGCAUCAUCGCCGGCCACCGUACCGCUCUUAGCAUGCUUGCUGUUCAUAUGCAUCGAAUUUAUGCUUGGCGACGAGGGCGCAUCGCAGGUACACAUCAACCAAGGCCGCACCAUUUUGUCACAACUUGAGCCUUCUGCCGAUGUGGAUAUGAUUAAGAAGCAUUUCGUGCCCAUCUAUAGUCGACUUGGCCUCGCAUCUUUCCUCUUUGGGAGCUUCCCCGCCGCCAUACCCGCCACCCUUCAAUCGAGUCCGGCAACGAAUCUAUACUUUGCAUCCGUAGACGAGGCCGAAGUGUCAUUAUACGAACUCAUCGAUGACGGCUUGAGAUUCACUGCACAGGCCAAGAGAGCCGUAUAUUCCUACCAGCCAGACGACCCAACCUUGCUGGACCUGGCCCAUGAACAAGACGACUUUCUCGCACGGUUGACACGAUGGCACAUUGCAUUUGUGGUGGUCUCAGCCACCAGUACUGACGACAACCUGAGCAAACGAAAGUUGUGCAUGGUCUACUACCAUGCAGCUAGGAUUGCAAUCAGUACGGCCAUGGAUCCCAAGGAGAUUGCUUUCGAUACCCAUACCACAGCCUUUGCGUCAAUUGUCAGCAAUUCGGCAGAAUUUGUACAAGCCACACGCAAGACGGUUCGUGACCCGUCUGAAGCCGCCAAGUCGAUGCCCAAGUUUGUUUUCGACACCGAGGUCAUCCCGCCGCUCUACUACGUGAGCAUCAAAUGUCGGCACCCGAUGCUGCGGCGAGCUGCCGUAAGUCUCCUUAAGCAAGACGCUGUGACGAAUCGGAGGGAGAACCUAUGGGAUGCCCAAAUGCUGGCUGAGAUCGGCAAGCGCUACAUAAGUAUCGAAGAGGAGGCGGCGCGUCACCGCGAGGAAGCGUUUGACAUCACAGCUGGCUGGGACACGGCGUCUUGGGAGGGGUCCGAUGGCGUGCCGACCGGCCUCUUCCCAGCGGAAAUGGAAUCCGGGAUGGAGUGCGACUACCCCGUCCCUCGAUUCCAGUACCCGCAGAUUCCCAAAGCCACAAACUCGCAACAAAAUGAGGAGUAUGAGAGAACGCGGAUUCUUGUCAAUGAUUUGAUGCUGGAUAGCCACCUGACGCCCAGGUCUGCGUCUACGGGAUCAACGCCAUCAUCCGGGAGCAUUGGUAAUUUUGGCGCCUUUCAGCUCGAGCCGCCCUUUGGCCUUCCCGAGCAUGCGAGGAUCAAGAAUGCUCUAAUUGACAAUGAGCAGAGGCGAGGUAGCUGGGUGACAAUAUUCAUGGACCCCGAAGAGGCUGGGGCGACGAACUGGAAGGUUACCAAAGAGUUCAUAUCAAGGUGAAGUAUAACCUUACUUGUUUUGAUGAGCGACUUGAAUGGCCCGGUGGAUAGUUGUGCAAUCUGUGUUUUUGCAUUGAGCAGCGCGUUGAGGAUAGCAUACAAAUGGUUGAGAGCUUAGAAAACAUGCUGUUGAGUAAAUCAACGGCAAUGAAGAUAAUGAUUGACUGCGUAUUGAAAAGGUUGGGAACACGAUUGCCGAGUCUCGAAGGAACUUGAACCAUGGCUCAAGGCCUCUGUUCGCCUUUAGCUAUGUCUAGACAUGGUGCAGCAUUUGCAACUUCUUCCGUAUGAACGAGGGUCGGCGCCCUCUUGAUAAGCCCCGAUGCACGAUUGAUACUUCGUUAGUGGCCAUGGGCCCAUUCACUGAGCCGGUCAUCCACACCGCCUCCAGAACCUUCAAUACAAUUUCUUGAAUUAGAUUAAUGCAAAAUCGGCC